Molecule: messenger RNA, 984 nt
Organism: Brugia malayi
Lineage: Eukaryota; Metazoa; Nematoda; Chromadorea; Rhabditida; Onchocercidae
Exons: 7
Coding region: 1-984 (327 amino acids)
Source: RefSeq, a predicted model, not a curated record
AUGGCACAAAUAAGAAAGAUGCAAAAUGUAACUUCGUGGAAGCAACACUGCAGAUCACUAGCACCUCAUUCACUUGUAGCACUUUUUAUUUUAUUCAUUACAACAGCUUCGAAAGUGGAAGGUCAAAUCUAUCGAAUACAAAAUAAGCUGCUCGACGAGACACAGUUUAGUAAUCCGAAAUCAUUUGAUUAUAAUUUCGAAGACGAUUUCAAAAAGUUGGCCGAUAGAAAUGACGUAUACGAUGAAUUAGUACCUUAUCUGCCAACAUUUAUUCUACAUAAAAACGGGAAAAAUGCUGGACGAACAAGCGUACCAAUUAUUACUCGUAGAAUACCAGGUUGGUCAACACCUCCACCAAAACAAAAAUAUAUUGAACCUUACAAGCCAUUUUCUGCUAAAUCUUCCGGUGGUUUCCAACGAUCUCGCCUGCAAAUGCCUACGACACUGAUUGUUAGGCCAGUCAGCCAAAGGUUGACGACUCGUCGAGGUACCACAUGGACGACAACAACACGAACCACUACUACUACCAUUAGAUCUCGAGCUUUCUUGCAACAGCAACAACAUGAGCAACGGCAACGACAGCAACAACGACAGCUGAAUAUUGGGCUGGACGGUUUUACACGACGUUUAUCCAGACCUCAUUCACCUUUGGAUGGAGCAGUUAUAGGAUCUAAGCUGGUGAAACAGUUCAACAGUAAAAGAAACAUCAACAGUAAUACUGUUAUUCGAUCUAUUCAGUCACAUGUGUUAGCUAAACCGUUAGUAAUACACACCGGCAGUGGCCCAUACUUAGGCCCAACAUUCAACUGCAAAGUACUAACACCUAAAAACGAUGGUCGACCUUCACCAGUUACCGACAAAACAUGUGUUUUGGAACAGCCUGGCAUUUCAGCCGAUGGCAGAUGUCGUUGUACAUAUGUGGUAUCGGAUCGUGACAGUAAUGGUUGCGCAUUAGGAUUUUUGUUUACUUGCUUACCGAAAUAA